AUGUAUAUGGCUAAACCGGUACAAGUCGACCAGUAUAAUAAAGAUACAUGCUUUGCUAGGUCCGAUUCGGACAAAUACGCAUCACCUAUACCUCCACCUCCAUUAUUGGUACAGUCUCAAGUGCCACAAACAAUGGGAAUGAGGACAGAAGCAGCAAAGAAAGAAGCAAAAAUAAGACCAGUAGCAUUUGAUCGAGACAAACUAUUAGAUGAAGUUCGUAAUGGUGUGCAAUUACGGCAUACAGUUACGAACGAUAAAAGUGCUCCGGUUGGUGUGGGACGUGUCUGUAGCGGUGGUUAUUCUCCUCCGUUAGAUUCUGUUACUUCCUUGUCAGAGCAGAAUAGUCAAGUGAAAGCUAAAAAACCCAUUUUUUUUGAGCAACACUUAAGACAAUCUAAAAAACUACCGGUAACAGCACCACCAUUACCAUCUAAGAUUGCAGCACCAGUUGCACUACUGAAGCUUGAUAGUAGUAGUAGCGCUUUUGAUCAUGAAAAAUUGCUUAACGAAAUUCAAGGUGGGAUCCAUUUGCGGAAAACAGUAACUAAUGAUCGAAGUGCACCAAUUGGUGUUGGAACUGUUCGUGAUGAUAUAAUUCCGAAGCAGUCAAUAAAUGAAAACACUUCAGCAAGUUCGACGAAACACUUAGAAUCAACUACCACUGCACCUAUUGUUCCUGUUCAAUCUCUGUCUCCACCCACUUCAUCUCAACUAUCCAAAUCAAUCAAGCCUGUUACGAAUCCAGCCCUGUUGAAACUUGGUGGUAAGCAACCAAUAGAUCGCGAUGCACUUCUAGCAUCUAUUCGUUCUGGUGUGAGGUUACGUAAAGUAGAAGUUAACGAUCAUAGUUCACCGUUUUCAACAAGUCCUUGUCCAUCUUCAGAACUGCAAGCUCGAAAAGAACAAAUGACAGAACUACUACCGCCACCCCCACCCCCACUGUUUGCGCUGCCGCCUCAAACCUUGCCAUCUUUAGAUCCUGUUUCUCGUUCACGGCCACCGAAGAAGGCUUUCGUGAAGCUAGGUGGUAAAGUAACCGUAAGUCGUGAUGAGUUACUACGUUCCAUAAGACAGGGCGUCAAAUUACGAAAAACAGUUAAUAAUGAUAAAUGUUCGGUAAUUAUUAAUGAUGAUGAUUCUGGUGUCAAGUGUUCCGGCCGUUCUUCACCUACAUCAAAUUACGAAGAUGAUGUUUACGGAAGCCAAAGCUUGAGUGAUCUAUCUAGUAUUGGUACUUCAAGACUCAGUCCUUUAUCUAAUAUUCCACCGGAACGACCGUGUAACUUUUAUCUUGCAUCACCUACCCCAGCUGUAGCAGAACCAACUAGCAGAUCGAGUACAUUGUCCCACUGCUCUCAAAGCACAUCUUCAUUUGCAAAAGCAUCCACGUUUAAUCAUCCAUCACUUAGUGUUAACUUUGAUAUGGUUAACUGUGAGAGAGAGACCCAUCACAAAGAAAAAGAACAGAAAGAGAAAAAAAUCCAAAUCCGCGAAUGUUACCGCCCGCCUGCGUCAAGUCGUGAGCAGAUUGAAUCUGAAAUUCCUGUAGGUUCGACUAGAGAUCGAAUUAGAAUGUUUGGACAAACUAUGCGAGAGGCAUCAAGUAGUCCUACACGUAGUAUAUCUAAAAAAACAGAUUUUGAAUCAGACAGUGGGAAAGCCAGUGUUUUGCACAUGAAAAAGCUAUUAAAGGACACAACAGUGGCCAAUCAGUCAUCGGAUGUGUCAGGGUCUAAUGAUGAGCUUGAGAACAUUUUGAAUACAACUCGUGAUGAAAACAGCAUUCAGAAAAUGGUUCGUAUGUUUUCUGUUGAUGAAAAUUCUACUAAAGCUUCUCAACCACCUCGGUAUCAGAGAAAUAAAAAUAUGUUUACCGAACCCGAAAAAAUAGUUCCAUCAGUGAAGAAGAAACCUUCAAGUAAUAAGGGAGCGUUGAAGAAGUCAUCUACAAAAGAACCGAAAAUGCGACGAAAGCUAUCAGUGAAAAUUGACUCAUCUCCAUCAAAGUUAACGACUUCUGAAGAACUACCAUUAGAACUAUCUAGGAAAACGGAUGAAAGCCACGUCGAUCAGCUGCUUGAUAUGUCUCAGUGUAAAAUAUCAAAAGUGGAUAUAUCUAAAUUCAAAAAGAAGUUUGAAAGUUUUCCAGAAAAGACUGAAUCAACUAUUUACCAUAUUUCAACGUCCCAAGAAAACCCAAAACCUGGUCGAAUAAAGAAACCAUCGUGGAUAACGGAUAAGAAAUCAGAUUGCUCAUCAUCACGACAUGAUUCUUGCAAGCUCGAAAAAUCUAUUCUUCCUUCUUCGAAAGAAGUCAAGGGAAGCGGACUUUCGUCUGAAUUCUUAAAACGAGAAGAAACAAAGAAAACUUCUUUUGAAGAAUCGUUUCAUCAACAGUGCUCAAGCCAUGAAAAAUCUCCUGAAGCUGAAGAAUUCUCUGUGUCAUUCUUAUCUAGUGAUGCAACCUCUGCUCAACAAAAGCCAGCAGUGCUCUUAAAAGAUGAAGAUGAAAUCCCACCGGUACCUCUGUCAUCUCCACCUGAAAUUCCCCAUCAGCACACAACAAACGUUCCAGUUAUGAAUGAUGAAAGACUUGUGAAAGAAGCUGUUGCGUCAACCUGUUAUGCAAAGAAAGCGAUUGCUUCGACCAAAAGACCAUUGACAAGGAAAAGUUCCAAUUUUAAAAAGAACUCUACUUUGAAUACUGGUGGUUUGUUUAAUUCACUGUCGAAACCAAUCUGUACGAACUUUUCAACUACGGGUGAGACAACCACUAUUGGUGUAAAUGAAGAACCAAAAUAUAAUUUUACCAAUCGAAGCUUUGUCUUCAAGCCUAAAAUUCAAUCAAAAGUCAGUAAUCGACAAAGUGAAGAAUCACUUGAUAUCAAAACUACUUCACUUUCUACCAAGAAACCUGUCGAAAAAAUUGACGGUGUGUAUUAUGCAAAUAUUGGUAUAGCAAUAGAAGGAAUAUAUGCAUUACCAGGUAAUAACACCUCUUGGUAUCGUUUAGCAGAUCAUAUUAAUUCUUGCGCAUCAUCAUCAACAUCAUCGUCGUUGUCGUCAUUAUCGUCCUCAACUAGUUAUUUGAAAACUACGAACAAUGACAAAUACGCAAAUAUCUAUGGUAAUCUCAAUCAGCAAGACAACAAAUUUUCCUCACCAGUAAUAAGCAGUCAAAAAAGUACUGAUAACCACUACGUACUACAUCAACAACCAUGUAAUAGACGUAUAUGGGGUCCAUUGGUAAGUCGUGGUCAUCAGGUCAUCGUUGGCGAAUCACUUUCACGUGCAACUAUCCAAAGUAGUUUUGAGCGGCAAUCUUUCGUCGCAAAUGAUCUAAAUAAAAGUCAGGAAGAGCUGAAACCGCAGCGAAAAGAUAAUUUUUUCUCGCGAAAUUAUCGUUUUGAAAUUAAUGUAGAUAAUGACGAAGAACCACUCCGCAUUGUACGCAGGUAA
This is a messenger RNA of Thelazia callipaeda (thelaziosis nematode), 3459 nucleotides long. Lineage: Eukaryota; Metazoa; Nematoda; Chromadorea; Rhabditida; Thelaziidae. The record is from the annotation of a GenBank genome assembly.